Fusarium redolens is the source of this 783-nucleotide messenger RNA. RefSeq lists its product as uncharacterized. The coding region runs from base 1 to 783 and encodes 260 amino acids. The transcript is spliced from 3 exons. Gene Ontology annotation, biological process: mycotoxin biosynthetic process. NCBI's taxonomy places the organism in Eukaryota, Fungi, Ascomycota, Sordariomycetes, Hypocreales, Nectriaceae. The record is from RefSeq and is a predicted model, not a curated record.
AUGCCGCACUCCCCUUUGGAGGACCUGGAGAGUCAUGAUCGGCUUUUGAACAAUAACGAUGAUCAUCCCCAUAAGGAGGAAAGCUGGGAUGUACACAAUGAGCAAUCUUCGAAGCGGGGACAGCUCAACUAUGUAUCUACUAUUGGAUGUAUAUCUCUCUUACUCAACCUUAUUUUGAUUGUCUCAUUGCUCUGCCUGUGGGUGAGAACAAGAUCACCCUUGCCUCCCUGGCCUGACACUCUCUAUUCUCCGGCCCAGAAUGCAGUCGAGUACGAAAUAGUCACUUUCAACUCAGAUUUCCCUGAAGACCACUCGGGAACAACCGACUUCUAUGGCGCGUCCCCGAAGGCAGAAGACGCAUGGAUAAAUCUGAUGAAACCUUAUCUCGUUAGGAUAUCUGGCCAAGAAGCAUCACGAUUAUCCCGUCCCACGUCGCAGAUCUUCAAAGAUCCAGACUAUUACAUCACCAGUCUUGAUGUAUACCACCAACUCCACUGCCUCAAUGACAUUCGGAAGAUGGUGAGGGACUUCAACUCGACAGAGGGAGGUCUCGAUAGACUACAAACUAUGCACAAGUUUCACUGCAUUGACUCUCUUCGGCAGAGUCUCAUGUGCAAUGCUGACUUGAGUCUUAUUCACUGGUAUUGGGCACCUCAAGUUGGGAAGAACUUUCCAAAUGCGACCACAACGCAUAUCUGUAGGAAAUGGUCGUUGGUUGAAGAAUGGGCGAUGAACCAUAGGCUUGAUCAAGAUGAUUAUGACCCAAGAACGCAUAUUGAGUAA